Messenger RNA from Morus notabilis, 2583 nucleotides. Its product is annotated as homeobox protein ATH1. Gene Ontology annotation, biological process: regulation of transcription by RNA polymerase II. The record is from RefSeq and is a predicted model, not a curated record. The transcript has 5 exons. The coding region runs from base 763 to 2481 and encodes 572 amino acids. Gene Ontology annotation, molecular function: RNA polymerase II cis-regulatory region sequence-specific DNA binding; DNA-binding transcription factor activity, RNA polymerase II-specific. Lineage: Eukaryota; Viridiplantae; Streptophyta; Magnoliopsida; Rosales; Moraceae.
UAAGUUCGGUGUCUUUUUCUUUCAAUACCCAUUUUAUGUGUUGUUGUUGAGCUUUAAAAUCUUCUGACCAGAGAGAGAGAGAGAGUGUGUGAAUCUUAUUAUAUGGGGUCUGAGACUGAAGUUCAGUUUCUUGGGUUUUGGGUUUCUUGAAGAAAAUUAUACUUUUCUGUUCAUGCAAAGAGAAAAAAAAUGGCCUACUUUUUUCCUAUUGGCCUUUCAUUUGUUGUAGUUAGAGAAAGGUGAGGGGGAUAAUGCAUGAGAGGCUUGUUGGCCUUUUCCUCUCGUUCUUUUUCCCACCACUUUAUCUGUCUUUUGAUUGUGCUCUUUUGCAUACAAAGAAAAAAACCAGAGAUAAGUAUCAAAAAAAAGAAAAAAAAAACCAGAGAUACUUCUGCACUUUGCUCUGCACUUUUGCCUAUUUUGGUACCUGUUGAAGGCAUACACAUUGCUGUCAAACCGUAUGGAAAAGACCACUUUAUCUUUUGAACUUUGAAAAUUUUGCCAUGGGGGACUCAUUUGGGACAAUCCUAUGAAUCUGCAUUGGAAAUUCUUAACUCCAUUUUGCCUUGAAAAAGGUUUGUUGGGGAAAACUUCAUUCUUGGUGUAUUUAUGAUGGCAAAUAUCUCCUCUACUUAUCAAUGCAAGGUUAAUAAUACUUGAAAGCAUAUUGUCAAAAGCAGAGUUGAGUGACCAUUGCCAUUAUACACAUAUCUCUUGAUUCUGGUUGAGAAAUUUCAUAAAGGGAUUAGAAAUUUGUUGCUUAUGAUAGCGGUUGAUAUGGAGAAUCAGAUGUUUAACAUUUCAUCACCGGACAUGGCAAGCCGAAAUUCUCUAGUAAUGGAUGGGAUUUCACCGCAUUCAACCAUGAACUCACUAGUUCAAUCCUAUUCAUUUGAUCACUCUAGUGAUCUUCAUGUCACGAAUCAAGCAGAGAAUAUUGUCAGUCCAAACGCAUUCUACACAUACAAAAGGAAUGUCGCUAGAGACGCCUCACUCGGCAGUUCAAGUGCUGCAGCAAACUGCGAGUUUCAGGAAACCCCUGAAUCUGCCGUUACCAUUGCUGCCUAUGUGGCUGCAAAGGGUGGCCUUCAAGAAAAUCUCAACAACUUAGCCAUUUCAGUGAUGCCUCAAAUGUAUUCCGCGGAAGUUUUAGCAGAUUUUGUUCAGAAUAAUUGCUCUAACACCUCGAAUUCUCGGUUUCCAACCUCCAUGAACGGCGGUAACGAUGAAGUGCUCGGUAUAAUCAACAGUCAGUGGGAUAUCCAGAAGUACCCUGCCUCAUUAGAGCUUGUUGGGAAAAGUUCUUCUGAGUUUCACCCUUAUUCAUCCACUGGAAAUUUGGCCCCUAAUGGAUGGAUAUCACCAGAUAGUGCAAGUUUAACCACUGUUCAUUCUUAUGGUUCCUCUAAGUUUAGUAAUGAGCUCUCUUUAACUCUUGCCACAUCUCAGCCUUCUGCCAUUACUGGGAUGAACAUUCCAGGUCAAUGCUCAGACAUGUCUUGCUCCGCGGUGGCUCACAACUCUUCAAAUGAGACAAUGUUGGGCUCGGAUCAAACUUCUUGCAACAGCGAGGAGCUUUCUCUGAGUUUUGGCUCCUACAGACCCCCCCAAUUCUCGCAAGUUAUAUUAGGUUCGCAAUAUCUUUGCGCAGUUCAGGAGAUACUUGCUCAGAUUGCAAGCUUUUCACUGGAGAAUGUAGACCAUGCCAAUUAUUUGAAUGCCAGUUUAGCCAUUAACACACCAUUUUCUUCAAACUGCUCCGCACAAAGAGAGAUAUCGCUGAUGGAUCCCUCAGAUGGUGGUAGUAGGCCUGAAGGAGGAGAAGUUGACCCUGCAUUGCACCGACGAGCAAUCGAGACAAAGAAAGCCAAACUCCUGGCUUUGCUACAAAUGGUUGAUGACCGUUAUAACCAAUGCUUGGAUGAGAUUCACACAGUUAUAUCAGCCUUUCAUGCGGCUACUGAGUUGGAUCCUCAGAUACAUGCUCGUUUUGCUCUCCAAACAAUAUCUAUAUUGUACAAAAGCUUGAGAGAGAGGAUUAGCAACCAAUGCCUCGCGAUGGGAUCGAGUUUUGACCCUUCAUGCUCGGGAGACACCGAAAGAUCGUUCGAGACUUCUUUCAUACAGAAGCAAUGGGCUCUUCAGCAGCUCAAAAAGAAAGAACACCAAUUGUGGAGACCUCAAAGAGGCUUGCCCGAAAGAUCUGUCUCGGUUUUACGGGCUUGGAUGUUUCAGAACUUCCUUCAUCCGUAUCCCAAAGAUGCAGAGAAACAAUUGCUUGCAGUAAAAAGUGGGUUAACCAGAAACCAGGUAUCGAAUUGGUUUAUAAACGCCCGUGUUAGGCUAUGGAAGCCAAUGAUAGAAGAAAUGUACGCAGAGAUGAACAGAAGAAAGAGUCGUCGUAACGAGAAUAUGACUGAAAGCAACAACCAAAGAAGCCGCACAAGUACCAGCAACAAUCAAAGAUACAAUGUGAAUUGAAGGCAGGUUCAUAGCAAAGUGGAAUUAGUAAAAACACAUAUCCAAAUCAAUUGUUAAUGCGUAUAUAUAAUAUAAUCACUAAAGCCUGCGUUUUCUGAUUAU